Molecule: messenger RNA, 2467 nt
Organism: Schizosaccharomyces octosporus yFS286
Lineage: Eukaryota; Fungi; Ascomycota; Schizosaccharomycetes; Schizosaccharomycetales; Schizosaccharomycetaceae
Product: mitochondrial ATP-dependent RNA helicase Rpm2
Exons: 1
Coding region: 295-2256 (653 amino acids)
Biological process (GO): RNA catabolic process; mitochondrial RNA 3'-end processing
Cellular component (GO): mitochondrial degradosome
Molecular function (GO): RNA helicase activity; hydrolase activity, acting on acid anhydrides; ATP binding
Source: RefSeq, a predicted model, not a curated record
UUUGUUUUUUAUUCAGCCUUUGUAGGUGCAGACGCUGUUUAACUGGCGUUAAAUUCCGAAUUUUACAAACUAAAUUCAUGAUAAAAUAAUAAUAGAGGUGUUUUUAUGGAUUAAUUGCUACGUUAUUGGAAAGAUUUUGUAAGAAUUUAUAUACCAAGCGUUAGAUAUUCGCGGAUUUUAGAAAUCUUUGAGGACUACCCUAAUUUAUGAUAUUUUUUUGAUAAAAUCCCUUUUUUGAACCCAAUUCACUCGUUGAUUGACUCUUUUCCUGGGUUUUGGAUUCAUUGUUUCGAAAUGAAGCUUUCAUUCUUCAUCAGUAAACUUCAUAUUGGAUCUUGCUAUUCGUUUAAACGGCUGUACAGUACUAUUCCGAUAAGUGUGCAUAAAAAAUUCUUACCGCGUGACUCACCAGGGACUAUACUAUGGAGAUCAGCGUUGAGCGGUAUGGAGACUUAUUUUGCAAAGCAAAAUAUUGAAUACCCAACUGGAUAUCUGCCGAUAUUUUUAGAGCGUUGUCGAAACGCGAGGACGGACCAAGAAAUAACCUACUAUGAAUUAAAAAAAAGGGCAUUGAAGUCCUUGAUUUCCUCUAGAAACGAAAUAACUUCUGAUAUUUACUAUAGUGAUCGUGAAUACUUGAGGAGGCCUUUGCAUCAGAAAAACUACACCUCUUAUUUAAUCCACCUUCAGCGAAUCAUUGCAGAUAGCUUCUUUGCAUAUGCAAGGUUUAGAGAUAUUUUAGAAAAUACUAAUGUGGAACUACAAAGACAGCUAACUAAUAUUAGAAACCCGGGAGAGCUGUACCCAGCUGCACGAAGCCAGAAACGACACAUUAUUAUGCACGUAGGUCCCACAAAUAGCGGGAAAACAUAUCAUGCUUUACAGCGUCUGAAACAGAGCGAAAAAGGUAUAUAUGCUGGUCCAUUACGCCUUUUAGCUCACGAAGUUUUUAAUCGGCUAAACGCCGAUGGUAUUAAAUGCAACUUGAUUACAGGAGAAGAGAUCAGAAAACCCCAUGUUAUUCCACAAGUUGUAUCCUGUACGGUUGAAAUGUGUAGGUCUGAAACCUCCUUUGACGUUGCAGUUGUCGACGAAAUACAAAUGAUAGCUGAUCCGGAUAGAGGUUUCGCUUGGACAGAGUGUUUACUAGGACUUAAUGCUAAAGAAAUUCACUUAUGUGGAGAGGAAAGUGCUGUAAAUUUAGUCAAGGCUAUUUCGGAGUCGACUGGCGAUGAUUUUACUGUUCAUCAUUAUAAUCGACUUAAUCCCCUUAAAGUUGCGAAUAGAAGUUUGAGGGGUAAAUUGAAGUUACGCGAAGGUGACUGUUUGGUAGCUUUCUCACGUAAAGAUAUUUUUGCUUUGAAAAAAAAGGUUGAAGAAAAAAUGGGGAAACGAACAGCUGUGAUAUAUGGCUCAUUGCCUCCUGAAGUCCGCAAUCAACAAGCUAGCUUAUUCAAUUCUGAUAGUCAUGAAGAAAAAAUCCUGUUAGCAUCAGACGCUAUCGGAAUGGGAUUGAAUUUAACAGUGAAAAGGAUCAUUUUUCACACACUUAAAAAAUUUAGCGGUAAAGAGAUCAUUGAUAUUCCUGCUUCCCAAGUGAAACAAAUAGCCGGAAGAGCCGGUCGACAUCAGGCGUCCGACUCAGAACAAUCACCGGGUGUGGUCACGACAUUGUACAAAGAAGAUUAUGAAGCAUUGAAAUUUGCAAUGAAAGUUCCGAUAAAAAAUUUAACUCGAGCUUGCAUUAAGCCCCCUGACUAUGUUUUCCAAAAAUUCUGCACCCUUUUCCCAAGUGAUGUCCCGGUUCGCAUGAUUUUGGAACGCUAUUCAAAACUUUUUAAAGUCCAUGGACUUUAUUCUCCGUCAAAUUUUGAUGUGAACUUUUUCACUUUGGAUUUACUUGAAACUGUGCGAGACCUGACCGUAGAAGAUAAAAUUUCUCUGCUAGGAAUACCCAUUGGUAGACAGCUUCCAAAUGCCCCCGAAUUUGUGCAAGUACUUGGAAAGCACAUUGCGACCGGUAGGCGAAUGCAAGUAUAUGAUCAUCCUUACCUGCCUCUUGAUAUUAUUGACAAAGGAGUACCGAACACUAAUGAAGAGUUAGUUGAUUUAGAAAAAUUUCAUAAAAUGAUCGUGGUAUAUCUUUGGGUCAGUCUUCGUUACCCAAAUAUAAUAUUACCAGAAGCUGCUUUGGUACUUAAAAAGCUCACAGAAGGAUUGCUAGCUAAAGGUUUGGUAAACAUCCAGCAGGCAUAGAGAAAUAGACUUCGAUCAAGAUAUCAUCUUUUUGUAAUUAGUAUUCAAAAAAUGGAUAGGAAACCGACCUGGCAAAAGAUAAUAGUCUGUACGAAGGAUAAUUGAAUUACUUUUUGGGUUAUUAAUAGACAUAUGCUGAAUACCGAAGAUCAUUGCCCUACUUAUAGGAAUGAAUUUUCUAUGCCUAAUAUAUAUUGUAAUCGAUAAUUGA